AUGUCUAAGACCUCUUUUGUUUCCAAAAGGCUGGACGAUACCAGAGCUCAAGCGAAGCCAAGGUCAACCAUGAAGAACCGCUCCAAAACCCUUACAGACUUGUUCGUCACCCCGCCAGUCACACGUUCUACCAAGAAGCUGAUCGAAUCCCUUCCUUUGAGCCGGAACGGACCAUCCAAGACUUUGGAUAUGGAACCGGUUGGAAGAAGACACACGAUUGACAACGGCGACGAGUUGAUGGAGUGUGCCGCGACGGUGGAGUUGGAGUACGGUGACGCCUCGAAAUAUCCGAACAGAAAGCCCAGGGCAAUGUCUGUGGACAUAGAGAUGUCAGACACCUCCAAUAGUAAGACCAUUAACUUGCCUCCCGCCCCGCCACUGAAUAAGCCAGCACUUUCAACUGCCAUGAGCCCUGUGAGCAAGAUCUCUGCUUCCUUUGCUACGUUUUCUGGUACAACGUUCCUACACAAAGUGAUGAUCAACGAGCCUGAAUACGCCCUCAAGGUUCACCUCAAUUCGUUGGGAGUUGGGUUCCUGCUUGGCGUCUGGAUUAUGUGGCUGAAAGAAGCCAUUUUGGAGUGUUGCAUUGUCUGGCUUGACUUUCUCAUUCACGCCCUUCGGUUGGGUCUCAUUGUCGGAGGGUUAUUCUUUGCCGUGAGAUAUGUUUUACCGAUGACAUUGGGGGUUAAGCAAGUGGAGGAUUUAUCUGGCGCUCUGGAAUUGGUGUCUGACUCUGCAUCACUCGCCGAGUCUCACGGCACUGAUCUCAGCCCCUCAUACAACCUACAAACUUCAUUGCCAAAGCUAAAUUCGAUAGUUAGCCCGAAGCGGAAGGCUCCGUAUAAGUCAACGAGUCCUAGGACGUCGAUACUCCUGGCGAGACCGCUUCGCAGUAUUCCAAGGCAUAGACUAGAAAUUCCGGCCCCUCCAGCUGCCACUUCCUCACCAAAGUUGAAGAUCAACAUGGACAAUCCUUUAAUCCAGCAAUUGUUGCAUGAACAGGAACGGUCACGAAGAAAGGGACUGUACCAUAGCGAAGUUGACUUGACCGAUAAUCAUAAGUUGAAGAAGAUUGAUUUCUCAGCGAAGCCUGUGCUUGAAGAUGAUUCUUUCUCUAUCCUUGAUAGCUCAAUCGCCUACAAUAACUUUGUCCAUGGACAUACCGCACAUGCCUAA
Messenger RNA from Babjeviella inositovora NRRL Y-12698, 1176 nucleotides. RefSeq lists its product as uncharacterized. Lineage: Eukaryota; Fungi; Ascomycota; Pichiomycetes; Serinales. Bases 1 to 1176 code for a protein of 391 amino acids. The transcript has a single exon. The record is from RefSeq and is a predicted model, not a curated record.